GGGGUGGGCCAAAGAAAAGGCAAACUAAAUGUGACAGGUAGAGGGUGCUAGAACGGGUAGCCCUUUAGGGCCCUGGGGAGGCUAUAAAUAAGAGAGGAAGCCCUGCGGCCUUCCCUUCACCCCAAAGCCUGACUUUGAGUGUUUGGUGAGCGGACCUGCUAGCUACUGGACGUGACCGCCACGUCUGGGCAGCCGUCUGAGAGGAGUCGUCGGCGGCGAUUGCGCAUCUGCCUCUACUGUGGAAAAUGCGGGACAUUCCAUCUCUCGUUGUCCCCCGCGCCCUGACAACCACCGCUCCCGAGUGACACGGCACUCUUCCGGUGGCAUCUGCGACUGACUUGUCGGCCAGCUUCAUGCAGCUCCCAGAAUCUUUCGUUCAGAGUCAAGCAAUACCUGUAUCGGAGGUAACUAUGAGGUAGUUCACUUCCUUGAUGGAAAACAUCUGGCUGGCAUUACGUUGCAGACACACCUCCUUUCGCUCUGCUUGUCUGGUAACCACCACAAAUCCACAAAUGUUUUCAUAAUUCCCUCUCGUUCUGCACAUUGUUUUAGAAGCAUCCUUUUGUGGUACACACAGUCUAGAAGAACCUGGCGUAUCUGCAUGCUUUCAAGAGACUUAACCCUAGACAGGCAAGGAUUUGCAGACGGAAGCCACCCCAGUGAGAAGUGAAGAAGUAUGGCGUUUUAACGUGUUUGUUGACAUUGACAAACAUCAGCCGCAGUAAGAGGAGAUCAUCCAUUCAUCACUGAGCGCCGAGCAUCCUGACUGCUUCCAUUUAUGUGUCCGCCAUGGUUUGGAGAAGGCUUGCCUGGGGGAUCCCCUGCUGACACUUCCGAUCCAGACAUAUCCAGCUUCUCUCCUCCGGACCACGACAUUCUGGUGUGAGCUUGUUCCUCCAAGACCUCCUCACCGUCAUCAUGGCGAGUUUGGUGCUUAAUGAGACCGGGAUGGAGGACUGUGGCUUUGACGACUCCUUCAAGUACAACUUGUAUUCGGUGGUCUACAGUGUGGUCUUCGUCUUAGGUCUCAUCACCAACUGCGCUGCACUGUUUGUCUUCUGCUUCCGCAUGAAGAUGCGCAACGAAACGACAAUGUUCAUGACUAAUUUAGCACUAUCUGAUUUAGUCUUUGUUUUUACGCUGCCGUUCAAGGUCUUCUACAAUGUGAACCGGCACUGGCCCUUUGGAGAUGGACUGUGUAAGAUAUCAGGAACAGCCUUCAUCACUAACAUCUAUGGUAGCAUGCUCUUUCUCACCUGCAUCAGCGUGGACCGCUUUUUAGCAAUAGUCUACCCUUUCCGCUCCCGCUCCAUCCGCACGCGCAGGAACGCCGCAAUGGUGUGCGCGGCUGUGUGGCUGACCAUUGUAGGAGGAGGGAUAUCCGUCACCUUCUUCUCUACCAUCAACAGCACAAACAGAGCUACAACCUGUUUUGAGGGCUUCUCUAAGAGCACCUGGAGGACCUACCUUUCAAAAAUCACCAUCUUCAUUGAGAUUGUGGGAUUCCUGCUUCCUCUUCUGGCCAACUUGGUUUGUUCCUCACUGGUCCUGAGAACGCUACGUCGUCCAGUGACAGUUGGCCAUGGCUGUGACAGCAAGCGUCGUGUCCUGAGGAUGAUUCUGGUCCAUCUUGGCAUCUUCAUCAUCUGUUUUGUCCCGUAUAACUCCAACCUCUUCCUCUAUGCCCUGGUGAGAACUCAGGCCUUGGUUAACUGCUCUGUAGAGCGCUUCGCCCGAACUCUGUAUCCCAUCACUUUGUGUCUGGCUAGCCUUAACUGCUGCUUAGACCCUGUGGUCUACUACUUUACCUCGGAGAGUUUCCAAAAAAGUUUGUCCCUGGGAAGCAAAGGGUCCGGUUCCCGACCUGAGAGUAUUCCCCGCAGCGACACUGAGACCCAGGACCCGGCAAACACACUCCCAAGAGACACACACACUUUGGCCAGGAAUGGAAAAGACAUUAAAGUAUCAGAAAGUCAAUUUUGAUGAGAGGAAGAAGAAGAGUUGAACAAGGACAAAUGGGUUUAAGAGACCUUGGAUUUGAAAAAUUGUUUGUCCUGGAAAUGACAAAUGCAUAACUGAGCAGAUUAGCUAAAUCCUGGUGUAAAUCCUCAAGUAUGGUCUGGGCUUUACCAAUUAAUCCACCUCUUGGAAUCAAAGGAAUGUAUCUGUUUAUUAUUAACAAUCUGCAACCGGACACAAACAGACAUAAGGAACUUCUUCGAAUAACUCAGGCACAACACUCAUGCACUGGAUGUUUAACUACUGUAUAUUAAAUGUUUAUAACUUACUGACCUACAUGUUAUUGUUUAAAUUGCAAUGAAAUACAGUACAUUGUCAUUGUUUAUUGUGGUGGCACCCA
This is a messenger RNA of Entelurus aequoreus (snake pipefish), 2359 nucleotides long. Its product is annotated as lysophosphatidic acid receptor 4-like. The record is from RefSeq and is a predicted model, not a curated record. Gene Ontology annotation, molecular function: lysophosphatidic acid receptor activity. Gene Ontology annotation, cellular component: membrane. NCBI's taxonomy places the organism in Eukaryota, Metazoa, Chordata, Actinopteri, Syngnathiformes, Syngnathidae. Bases 919 to 1983 code for a protein of 354 amino acids. The transcript is spliced from 6 exons. Gene Ontology annotation, biological process: positive regulation of Rho protein signal transduction; phospholipase C-activating G protein-coupled receptor signaling pathway.